AUGGCCUUCAGGGGGCCUCAACCCUGGGUCCCUGCGUCCCUGCAAUACCAGAGGCUGAAGGCUGAGGAGAAGGCACUGAAUCUGGAGUUCGAAGUCUUGAGAGGGGUUAAUGAGGAGGGCAGAUAUGCCCUGCAGCUGACAGCUGAGAACCUGCAGGCCGGCUCGGGGGCUGGGGUACAGUUGCAGGUAAAUGAUGGGGGCCUCCUCCCUACCUGCUCUGCUGUCACCAAUGCCAGUGAGCAGCAGGAUCCUGGCCAGAGCCUCACCCUCACCAGGAACAAGUUUGUCUUUACUUUGCCCAAAGGAUUCUGCAAGAACGACGAUGGGCAGCACAACGCGCAGCGGGUGGAGGUGCUGCGGGUGGGCGGGGCCCCGGAACGGCCCGCCCAGCGGCUGGGCGAGGCCAUCUUCCUGGUCUUCCAGCGCCCAGACCAGCGCCCCAUGAACUUGUGGGCGCGGAAGCACGAGGACCUGCAUUGCGGCCGCCUAGCCCUGCUGCACACCAGCGAGGACCCCAUGGCCCGCCACUGCGGGGGCCUGACCUACAAUGUGGCCUUCCGCCAGUACCUCAGCCUCCAGUCCCAAACUGCCCUCCAGGGGCUUGCCAGCCAGGCCCCAUUGCAUCACGCCCAGAGCCCCAGCUGCCCGGGCUGCAGCCAGGAGGGACUCAGCCCUGAGACACGAUUGUGGCAGCCUCGGACCCAAGUAAGAGUCUGGUCCUUGUCCAAGCGGAAGGAGGGUGUCCAGUACCGCUGUGUUCCGCAGCCGGCAGUGUGUCUGGUGGGCCUCAAGGCUGAAAGUUCCAGGCUGCCCCUUACCUGGCCACCUCCCCUCCCCCCACCCCAGUGUCCCCUGUCUAUGUCCCAGAGCCAGUGUAUGGGGCCCCGGGACAACACUGACGCUCCCUACUGUUUGCCAAGCCCCAAGACUCCAAAGUGCCCAAGCCAGCUGUCUGGGCAGGACCAAUGCCUGGUCACUGAGAGCCCAGAGGAGCCCCUGAACACCGUACAGAGUGUGGAAUCUGUCACCAGCCACCUGUCUCCCCCUAAUAAGGAGACCAUCAUGAUCACUCUCCACGGAGCCACCAACCUGCCCACCUGCAAGGAUGGCUCUGAGCCAUGGCCCUAUGUGGUCGUGCAAACCACAUCUGAGGAUGUGAAGAACCAGAACACCAAGGCUGUCACGUCUGUGACUACAGAGCCCACCACAGCCCCCAUCUGGGGGGACACGGUCAAAGUGGAGCUCCAAGCUGAGGAUGUGGGGCAAGAAGAUAUGGUCCUCAAGGUGGUGGACAAUAAAAAUAAAGAGGAGCUAUUAUCCUACCAAAUCCCCAUCAAGUACCUGUGUCUCUUCCACCCCUACCACUUUGAGCUGGUAAAGGUCUUUCUCCGGGGAGUCAACGAGCCCCUGAUCAACAACUCUGACCCCAUGGUGGUCAUUGCCAGGGUGGUUCCCAACUACAGUGAUUUUCAGGCCAAUCAGAUGAAGCAGGACCCGGCCUUCGUGGGGCUGCCCAUCACCCCACUCCCCUUCCCAAUCCCAUCUCUGCCGCACUUGGAUGUUCCUCAGGUCAGCCAGAACGGGUGUCCUCAGCUAUCCAAGCCUGGGGGACCCCCGGAGCUGCCCUCGUGGAAUCAGUCCUUCGUCUUCCAAGGCCGAGAUGGAGCCACCAAGUUCUCGGAUGACACAGCCCUGGUGCUGGAGUUCUACCCCUCGACUUCCAUGAAAGGCAGUGAGCCGUGGACCCUCAGCAAGCCCCUGGGCAUCUCUGUGUUGCCACUCAAGAACCAGCUGUACCGCAAGAUGCUGACAGGGAAAGGUCUGAAUGGGCUGCACGUGGAGAGGCUCCCCAUCACUGACACCAAGCUGAAAACCAUAAAUGGUGAAGCCCCUACAGUGGAUAUCUCCUUCCAGCUGCUUUCCUCCGAGAAGCCAGAAAACUUCUUGACACCAAACAACAGCAAAGAUCUGCCCAUCCUAGACCCCAAGAUCUUAGAUGAGAAGCUGAGUACCAUCCGUGAGUCCCAGUCCAACACCAUGGUGAGCUCUACAACGGACUACAGCACAUCCACCUCUCAGGAAGCAGAGGAAGACCCUCUGGUACCCAAGAUGUCCCGUGAAACGGUGGCAAGGUAA
Hyaena hyaena (striped hyena) is the source of this 2136-nucleotide messenger RNA. Its product is annotated as coiled-coil domain-containing protein 33-like. The record is from RefSeq and is a predicted model, not a curated record. Lineage: Eukaryota; Metazoa; Chordata; Mammalia; Carnivora; Hyaenidae. Gene Ontology annotation, cellular component: peroxisome.